Molecule: messenger RNA, 1307 nt
Organism: Maylandia zebra (zebra mbuna)
Lineage: Eukaryota; Metazoa; Chordata; Actinopteri; Cichliformes; Cichlidae
Gene: ociad2
Product: OCIA domain containing 2
Cellular component (GO): mitochondrial inner membrane
Source: RefSeq, a predicted model, not a curated record
GUUCGCUUAAAGUCAACGCCGUUUGUUGGAAGUAGGAGACGGUGUAUUUGGUAAUGCAAGGGGAAGCUUCAAAAGCAGCAUAAUAGAGCUCCAGCAACAAACUACUGAAGGGUCUAAGAUCAUGAGUGCUGAAAUAAGUGGGCAAACAGUGCCGACCGAGGAACCGGCAGCUGCUGGUUCAGGUUCAGCUCCCAUUAAAGGAGGGUGGAAAUGCCCAUUGAGUGAUGCCCAUGUUCACAGAGAAGAUGUGAGAAAAGUUUGGAAAGAGUGCCAAGAGGAGAGCUUCUGGUACAGAGCGCUUCCAUUGUCUGUGGGCAGCAUGGCUGUCACCGGUGGUCUCAUCUACCAAGGUAUUUGGAAAUCAUCAAAGCGAUUUGGUCCUUUUCCAAAACUAGCAGUUGCAGGGAUCCUUGGAUUUGCAGUGGGGAAAGCAUCCUAUGUGGGCACUUGUCGGAGCAAAUUCCAGGAGCUUGGCAUUCAGGGUGGACCGGGGAUUGGACCCUGGUCAAAGAGAGAUCACCCUGGUCACAGACACAGGGAGGGCAGACCCUGCCACCAUGUGUGUGAAGAAUGUAAGAAAAAUGCUCCAGCAGCACCAGCUGGACAGGCUUAAAGACUGUGAGGACGGAUGUACGUGUUGGAGAGAUUUUCUGCAUGAAUUCAUCACCUUCUUAUCAAUGUCUUAAAUAAAACAUGUAAACACGUCUCAUUUUAUCAAAUAACCACUAGGGGGCGCUGCUAUCCUUUCUAUCAAAGAGCAAGCGCUUAUAGAAUUUCUAGUUUAUACAGGGAGGUGAAUAUAUGGGUAAAGCCAGGUCUUUGGACAUAAUUAUCAACAACUAAACAGUUAUUGAAUGUUAAGAAUGAGAUCUGAAAAUAAAUAAAUAACAGCCCUAUGACAGUGGAGAAAAAAAAAAAGGUUUUGCCAAACUUGAAUCAUCAGGCAUGAGUACAGUAACGACCACAUCCAUAACAGCAGCAGUAGUCCUACCUUAGGUUGCUCAGUGAAUAUGCAAUGCUUGGCUACCUUCAAAAACAACUAAGGUGUAAGGGGUUAAUCUGUACAUGACAAAUUACAGAAUUUAAUGAAAGGUGGAAUGGGGAACAUAUCUUUGAGUUUUUAAUAUUUGGUACUUACCAGUCUAAUAAUAAUAAUGGCUUCUCUUUAUUUUCUUUUCCACAUUUUGAGCAUUAAGAAAUCUGGUCUUAAUUUUGACAGUUUAUAGCACAGAAGGUGCACUUUGGAGCUGAACAGACAGCCAUAACAUUUUAAAACCUGUGCUUUCGUGUGUCUAUAAGUGAAAGCA